Molecule: messenger RNA, 559 nt
Organism: Mytilinidion resinicola
Lineage: Eukaryota; Fungi; Ascomycota; Dothideomycetes; Mytilinidiales; Mytilinidiaceae
Exons: 2
Coding region: 77-379 (100 amino acids)
Source: RefSeq, a predicted model, not a curated record
GGGGAAAGAGGAGAAUCAUGUUGGGGAUGAUGACGAGAAUGAGGAGGAGCAAGAAGACCACUAUGCUGUUCGCACUAUGUGUGGCCACAUGUUUGGAUCCCAUUGCCUUGGAAGCUGGGUUUCGCGCUUCGCUGUCUAUCAGGCUAAUUGCCCGCAAUGCCGCCGUAUUUUGGUGGCCGUCGAAGUUGACAACGAGGAGGAGGAGCAUAAGGUAGAGGAUGGGGCUAUGCGACACGAAGUGGCUUUAGAUGAUCCAGUCCCUGUGCAUCCAGCUGAGUCGGAUGGUCUUGAGACGCCAGAAGACCCCUCCGAUACCGGAGAUGGCGAGUACAAAAACUCUCUCGACCUUUUGCAUGUCUGCCUAGUUAGCCACGACUAAUCGUAGGUGAAGGGGUGUAGGGGCUGCUCUUGUACCGUCAUCCCCAGAGGAAAAGAUAUUUGUGAAAGAGAUGAUAUUCGCGUGUGGGAGUCACUGAGGAUAGAGUGCAUUAGAUCAAUCAAGUACAAUACCAUAUCUUGCGCUCAAAACGGGUCAUUAUGUGAAACGUGACUGAUGGAA